UUCAUGCCAGAUUUGGAGCGCUCUUGCUUUCCAUACAGAAUGAACCCGUUGUUGGGCCAUGGCUUGUAUGCGCAUGCGCACUCGCACCACACCGCAGCCCUGCAUAGCCACCCAUGUUCACCCACUUCAGUUCUACAAGAGACUCUCUUUGCUGCUCACCACUCUUCCACCUUCCACCUCGGGGAACAGCCGGUGCCCGGACUAAUCCCAGACGUGGUGUCCCAGACCGGCCUGACCUACCUGCCCCUGGCUCCCUAUCUGCACCGCGUAGUGCCCUCUCCUCCUGCCACCAUGGCACUACGCAACGACCUGGGCUCCAACAUCAGCGUCCUGAAGACCCUGAACCUGCGCUUCCGCUGCUUUCUGGCCAAAGUGCAUGAGCUGGAGAGGCGAAACAAGACCCUGGAGAAGCAGCUGCAGCAGGUCUUGGAAAGCAACGCUAACGCUCCCAGAGAAAACCCAGAAGCCACCAUCACUUCUGCUAAAAGACCCACCACUCUGUUCACACAGCCCCUCAGACAGAAUCUGCUCAAUACCCAGACCCAGAGCUCGGGCUGUGACCCCAGCUCCAACCCUUCCAUCACCGUCACCUUGUGCACUCCCACCAACGCGGCCGCGGCCAACACCAACAACUCCAACAACACGCCCCACCUGAACGGUGCCGCCACCAGAGCCGGCCCCAACCCGCCCGUCCGAUGUCUGCCCGGCACCAUCUGGUCGUACAGUCCCAGCCGAAAGGGGCCCAUGGGCUCGGAACAGAAGGUGGUCACCAGUCCUGGGGUGUCAUGGGUGCACCCGGAUGGGGUGGGUGUGCAGAUUGACACCAUCACCCCGGAAAUAAGAGCCCUCUACAACGUGCUGGGCAAAGUCAGGAGGGAGAGAGACGAGUACAGGCGCAGAUGGGAGGAGGAGUACACCGUGAGACUGGAUCUCCAACAGAAGGUCGAAGAUCUACAGCAGGAUCUGCAUGACAGUGAGGAGUGUCAGGAUGAGCUGGCGCUCAGGGUGGAUCAGUUGAAGUCAGAACUCGUCCUGUUCAAGGGUUUGAUGAGCAACAACCUGAGCGAGCUGGACAGUAAGAUCCAGGAGAAAGCCAUGAAGGUGGACAUGGACAUCUGCAGACGCAUCGACAUCACGGCCCGUCUGUGUGACCUCGCCCAGCAGAGGAACUGUGAGGACACCAUCAAGAGCUUUCAGGUGCCCAGCCCUCAGUCCACCCUCACCCGUCGCCCACGGAAACCGACGCGCCAGCCGGAUAACUGCAGCGAGACGGACGAGGCCGCCAGCACGUCCGAGAGCGACGGAGGGAGGGAGGAGAACGUGGGCACCUCGUCCACGUCCAGUCAGAUCAACGAGGAGAUGCAGAGGAUGCUCUACCAGCUACGUGAGUGUGACUUCGAUGACGACUGCGACUCCCUGGCGUGGGAGGAGACGGAGGAGACCCUGCUGCUCUUGGAGGAUUUUCCAGGAUACGCUUUGACCACAGAUUCCAGCAACGGCGAGCAGGAGGAGUGUCUUGAGGAGGUGAUCAAAGACACAGAGUGCCUGUUUAUGUCCAGAGAGAAGGAGUAUCAGGAAACCAUCGACCAGAUCGAGCUGGAACUGGCCACUGCAAAGUCCGACAUGAACCGACACCUGCACGAGUACAUGGAGAUGUGCAGCAUGAAGAGAGGACUGGACGUUCAGAUGGAGACCUGCAGGAGACUCAUCACUCAGAGUGGAGAGAGUAACUCCCCGUCUCCCGGUCCUGGCGGAGGUGUAGAAGCUUGUGAUGAGACAGGACACGAGACGACCGGAGAGGGAACGAGAUAGUGACCAACAGCCCACAGGUUCAACACCCAUCUGUGCAACACCACCAUCAAUACUGACUGAUAACCAGUCAGGAACUCUCAGACCACUAAACCGUUCCCAGUGAAUCAGGAGUCAAAACAGUCACGAUCACUGAUUUAUUUACUGUGAGCAUGACUGCCCCCUGCUGACCAGCGCUGGUAUUGAUACCUAUGAUAAAUAUCUCUAUGUCCAUAAUAUACCUGGUAUUUUCAUGAUUUUGAUUUUAAAUUCUUGAUUUCAGGUUUA
This is a messenger RNA of Trichomycterus rosablanca, 2076 nucleotides long. It is a transcript of the gene iffo1b, whose product is annotated as intermediate filament family orphan 1b. Bases 4 to 1812 code for a protein of 602 amino acids. The record is from RefSeq and is a predicted model, not a curated record. NCBI's taxonomy places the organism in Eukaryota, Metazoa, Chordata, Actinopteri, Siluriformes, Trichomycteridae. The transcript is spliced from 9 exons.